Molecule: messenger RNA, 723 nt
Organism: Cladocopium goreaui
Lineage: Eukaryota; Dinophyceae; Suessiales; Symbiodiniaceae
Source: the annotation of a GenBank genome assembly
AUGGAACACGGGAAAUUGUGGCACCCAUUUGGCGCUCCAGACGAAGAUCAGCUGGAUUUCUACAGAGGUGAGCGCUUCAAUACAGAGGAAACGGCCCUACCAACCGAAGGUGACUUCUUGCAGUUCUUGGACGACAUCGACGAUGACGAAGAUUCUCAGAGUGAUGCUUUCAACAGCCCCAAACUUGCAGGUCUGCGGGAAAAGAUCGAAAGUCACCAUCUCGCAGUAGGUGUCUCACUUGGCACUUUUGAGGACUUCAGCUUCAGCCUGGUGUCUCAAGGCUUCGAAGAUUUAGUCGGCUACUCCAUUAGGGAGAUGCAGUGCAAGGAGCUGACUAGACUCAUCUCGGGCGAUACUCUCACAGCGUUUUUGCUGGAGCAGUUGCCGUCAUUGAUGGGUGCCUGGCGCCAUGUGGUCUUGCGUCGCAAGAGUGGCGAGUUGGCUGAAGUGGUGGCGAUGCUUCAGCGCAUUGACCUCCAAGAAAUCCACCUCUUCAUGUGUUUGGAAGUGUCGGAUGAGGAAGCACCCGACGCAGCCGGAGAAAGACUCGAACAGAAGAUGCAGGAAAAGCAGCUUAGUGCUGGCUUUCCGAAGAUCGUGAGGAUAACCUGCAUUGGACCUACAGCGCAUCCAUAUUGGAAAGAAAAGGAAGGAUAUGCCUGGUACGCUGCGAGUCAGUACACUGACCGCAUGGCGUUCUUCGCACCGCUGGGAAGUCACACA